AUGCUGCGCUACCAAGCAUCCAUUUAUAGUGGAGAUCAGUAUGAUAACAAUGACACUGAUAACUGUCAUGCUCAUUUACAGGUAUUUUACGAGUUGGCAAUCAUUUUAAAUUUAAAUAAAAUAUCUUGCAGCCAUCAACAAUCGCCUCUUCAAAUGGGAUGCGAGGGCAGCAGCAGCAACAACAACAACAAGGAAGAGUGAUAAAAAGACAACCUGCGCCAACUUAUAAAAGUAUACCAACUAGUCGAUUAGCACCACGUCGAAGAUAUUUUGUUAUGGAUGCACAGAAAUCGCAUAGCAGUAGUUGUAAUAGUUCGGCGAGUGGAACUUUUCAGUUUCCUGGUCCGGAUUAUUUGAAAAGAAUGAAGGAAAAUUAUGAGAAUGGAAAAAUUGUAAGCAUUUUUAUUUACACGUGGCAAAGUUCGGAAUUCCAAGAAUCGUAUUAUGAGUUACUCAGUUCACUAAGUUACAAUUUUUGAGAUAUUUGAAAUUUCCCACGUCAUAAAUCAGCUCCAGAGUAGAAAUUAGGAUUGUAAAAUAUUUUUGAAUGUGAAAAUAAGAAAAAAUUCUAGAUUUAUAUUCGUCGAAAUAAUACGGGCCUCAAAAACUCUUCAAUACCAUCAAAAAUGACGUCAACGAUUACAAAUUCAAUAAGAUCGACAACAUAUCACACAACAACUACAACAGUUCCAAGUGGAAAAGUUACAGUUGAAACAACUGGAAAUGUUCCAAAAUAUGUUUUUCGUUUGCCAAAAACAUCGGAAUUUUCUACAGUUCCUGGAUCGAAGUUUGAUGAGUGAGUGUUUUUUUUGAAUUCGAUUUAAACAAAUUCAAAAAUAAAUAAAUAUAUACAGAAAUCGACCAAAUACCAAUAAUAUGUAUGUUCCGGCUUAUGAACCAGUAAAAAUGCAAUAUACAACAGUACCAGCUUGUAUGUCAAUGGGAGGAGAAUAUUUAUAUGAAGAAGAAGUUGAAGAAGAAACAACUAGCAAAGAUUCAAAUGAUAUGUCACAAUUAGAUAGUGUUCCAAAAUCGGAACAAGAUGAUGAUUGUGCAUAUUUGAAAACUUCUGGACAAUUAGUGCAUCAUUCUUCAACAGGAACAACAACAUCUUCGAGUUCAACAUGUUCAACGCCUUCAUAUAUGAACAAUCAAAAUGGGAAUAAUUCGAACUCAACGUAUAAAAUGUUGCCGUUAAGAAAUCGAUUACAACCAACAAGAUUCACGUGAGUUUUUGGCGAAAAUAUGUUUGAAUGCCCCAUUCAUAGUCCCAACACCAGUUUAGAAGUUCGAGUCAUGUCCAACUAAUGCCAGAUAAAGGUCAUAAACAUCCACACCCAUGCAAAUCAGCCGUACCCCAUUUUAUCUUUAAAAAACCUCACUUUAGUUUCAUUCAGCUUGUUCCUCAAAUUUCUGUCAAGUUUUUCCACUGAUUGGUAUGAAAAGAUUAGAAAUACCACCGUUUUCUUUUUCGAUCAGAAAAAUAAAUGAGGAAUUAUAUCGACCACGUUAUUCAGGACACGUUCCUUUUUUCAGAGAAAAAAUUGUACACGUUCAUUUUUUUAGAACAUUCUUUUGAUUCAUUUCGAAAUUUUCAGAUGUCCUCAACAAGACUGUUUUUGGCGUGGUCCAACUGAUAUGGCACUUCGUAAACAUAUGCAAGUUCACGGUGCAAAACAACCAGUUAUUUAUUCUGGAAACAAGCCAAAUGGAACGAAUUCGAAUGAUCCACAAGUAAAAGUUCAACUUGUACAACCAAAACCGAAAGGAGUGAAAUGCAGUGAAUGUGAUACUUUUGCAUAUUCGAGACCAUUGUUGUUGAGACAUAUGCAUGAUUCUCAUGGAAUUGAAGCGCCUCUUAUUAGAAGAACAUUUGCAAAUCGAGAAAUGUUACAGGUUGGUAGUUUUUUUCAAAAAUGCGAAAAAAUUUCACCAGAAGCCACUUCAAGAAAUUGUUCUCCUUAAAACUUUUUUUUAAGACAAAUAAAAUUUAUUUUUGUAUGCACACGCGGGAUUUUUGAGAAGAAUAAGGAUGAAUAAAAAAAUAAUUUCAUUAAAAAACAAUUUCAUAACUUAUUUUCAGACUUGGCUCGAUUCACUUCGUGAAACCCACGCAGUCGAAUUCGUCGUUUCUUCUGGCUCGAAAAAAUGGGGACGUGGACUCCAAGUUCAUUAUUUGACAUGUUCGAGAAGUGGAGAUCAAAAAGAAAGACCGAAUAAAAAAUAUGUUCGGCCACCAAGACCAUCAAUUAAAUGUGGACGAAAUUGUAUGGCUUAUUUGAAGGUUAGAUUUUAAUUAGAAAAUUAUGGGGAGAUGAAGCUGAGAUUAUUUUUUUGAACCAAAUAAUGUUAUUCCAGAUAAAACAAAAUCCAACAGUUUCGGAACUUCAAAUUGAAGGAUGUUUACAUCACAGUGGACAUGAAAUUGAUCACACAAGAAUGAUGUUGGAACCAAAUGAGGUAAACAAAAAUUCCAGAUUUUUUUAAACUUCUAAAUUUUGCAGUUAUCGAGUGUUGGUUGUAUUGUUGAUGCUGUAAAUGAAGGAAUGGAUAUAAUGGGAAGUGUCGAAACACUUCGAUCUUAUCUUGGAAAUUCAGGAAGAUUUAGACUAGUCAAUGAUAGAGGAAUUAUUGAACAAAUGCCAGUUUGGUUUGAUCAGGUAAUUUUAUUUUUUGAAUAGAUGGGUUCACACUUCGGCCAGAAUCGUGGUUUCCAAAAUAAAAAAAUGUACGUUAACUUUUUAGAAUAGGAAAACUGUGCAUUUUUCAGUUUCUGCCCUCUAAAAACUGAAAUUCAGUUGUUUUUUCAAAAUUGUACUCUGGUUAGCCACAGAUUGGCCAAGGUGUGGAUGGAUUUAUGAUUAUUUGUUAUCCCAACAAUAGGCUACUUAAGUUGUUGAUUUUUCAUAUUUCUAAUGUUUCAGUAUCACCGUGCGAUGUCUGAUUAUAUGAAUGACGGAAGUCAUCCGAUUCCUUCAAUGUAUCGUGGAUCUGGAGCUUUGGCGAUUCCGGCAACACAAAACGGACAACCAAAAUCAGGAAGACGUUUUAAUUUUGCGAUGAAUCGAGAUAUCAAACGAGAAAUGGAUUAUGAAUAUAAAAGUGUUCCGAUUCGUUUUAAUGGAAAUACAAUUCAACGAAAUUAUGGACAACAACAAUCUUUCACACCAACACUUUAUGAUGAAAAGGUAAUAUUUUUGUUUCAUGAAAAUUAUGUAGAAAUAUUGUAGUUUGGACCACUUAAGAAAUCCAGAAUAUUAUUUUUUAAACGGUCGAUUACAUUAAAAAUGUGUAAUUUUGGAACUAAUUUUCUCAAAACUUUUUCCAAAAAAAUCGCAAAAACGUUUGUUUUCCAGAAAAUAAAAAUCGAAAUAGAUGAAGAGGAAUAUCUAGCAUCACAAAGUUUGUUGAAUAAUGAAAAUUGUUUGAUGGAAAUGAAACAUGAAGAUAUUUUCGAUUCUCCAAUGAUUGGAGGCGAAGAAAGUCGACUUUUAGAAGAUGAUGAUAUUUUAUGUGGAGGAGAAGAAGCUUCUGGAAUAACAUCAACUAUUGAUGGAAUAUUAAAUGCAAAUCUUCCUGAUAAUUUUGGCGAUGUUAUGUGCGGAGUUGAUGAUUUGAAUACUGAUUUUAAUUGUGGAAUGGACGAUGCUGAAUUUAAUGAGGUAAAUUGUUUUAUUAUUUUUAAUUUGCAAAUUAAUAAAAAUUAUAAUUCUUUUCAGUUGCUCGGUUUUGAUUUCGAUCAACGUGGAAGUAUUAAUUGUUCGUAG
Molecule: messenger RNA, 3767 nt
Organism: Caenorhabditis angaria
Lineage: Eukaryota; Metazoa; Nematoda; Chromadorea; Rhabditida; Rhabditidae
Source: the annotation of a GenBank genome assembly